GUCGAUUAUUAUAUGUAUCAGUUAUAUGUAUUAGCCUAAUUAUUUUUUAUUCUGACAAUACCUAGGUUAGCCUAUCUCUAGCAUUAACUGACAGCGAAUUGACGUUUGUUGUUAGAUUUUUUAAGCCCUAUUCAUUGAUUUACGCCUGAAUCAAUUUUACAGUGCGGACAUAUAGUUGGUCAGUCUAAUCUCUAAAGAAACCACCAAAAUGCAAGGUCUUUCGAUUCAGAGCUUGAAGAAGCACAAGGCUUUGAUCCCACUGUACGUGUGCACGGGUAUCGGUUGUGCGGGUGCGGUGUUCUACCUGAUCCGCCUCGCCACACGCAACCCCGACGUGUCCUGGAACAAGAAAACCAACCCCGAGCCAUGGCAGGAGUAUAGGAACAAGCAAUACAAGUUCUACUCUCCCAUCAGGGACUACUCGAAGGAGGAGUCGCCCGCACCCAAAUUCUAAUAACAAAGUUAAAUGUAUUACAUUAGUGGAUUAUAAGUUAAUAAAUAGCAUUAUGUGAUAUCAUUUGAUUUGUAUUUAUAUAAACUCAUUGGUGCCGAAAAUAUUGUUUUCAUUUAGAAUUGAAACAAAUUUUUGGAAGUGGAAAAUAAAUAGAUCAACACAG
Molecule: messenger RNA, 617 nt
Organism: Manduca sexta (tobacco hornworm)
Lineage: Eukaryota; Metazoa; Arthropoda; Insecta; Lepidoptera; Sphingidae
Gene: ND-MLRQ
Product: cytochrome c oxidase subunit NDUFA4
Exons: 3
Coding region: 209-454 (81 amino acids)
Source: RefSeq, a predicted model, not a curated record